AUGCAGGUGGAUUCAGGGGAUGGACUCCCUGUUUCUGCUCUGCCAGGAUCGGCUUUUAAUACUACCGUAUGCCGCACAUCGCUCCGGCCAAAAGCUGGCAAUCAAGUGACUGAGAGGCUACCGAAACGGAAAAGGACUAGAGUGACGAUCUAUUUACGGAAUUACAACGCCCGAACGCUUGCAUCGGAUGCGGCCAUUGAAGAUGUGAUGAUGCAAGCCAGGAAGUUUAAGUACGACGUCAUCGAACUGACCGAGACGAGGCGACGCCACCCACUGAACGCCGUGUGUGACACUGGAGAAGAAGUGUUCUUAGGAACAUGCCACAGUAGAGGAGUCGGUGGAGUUGCUGUCUUCAUCGACGCGAAUAUGGCAGUAAACAUCAACUCUUUCGAAAAACUUACAACUCGAAUCGGGCUUUACGGAUGA
Necator americanus (New World hookworm) is the source of this 426-nucleotide messenger RNA. RefSeq lists its product as uncharacterized. The transcript is spliced from 2 exons. The record is from RefSeq and is a predicted model, not a curated record. The coding region runs from base 1 to 426 and encodes 141 amino acids. Lineage: Eukaryota; Metazoa; Nematoda; Chromadorea; Rhabditida; Ancylostomatidae.